UACAUUUAUUGUUAGCCAAAAGUAUGCGAAAAUAUCAAGGACGACCGAAAAAACAUCCUGGUUUUAAUAAAAGAUCCAGAAUUCAGCGAAAACGUCGAGCUCAAGAAAAAAAUAUGAAAUUAAAUUCCCGAGAUGUGGAAGAUUCCGAACAAGCGGAUGUUUUCGAAAGUUUUCACUAAACAGUGUCAGCUGUCAGCGGAACGACGUUUACGGCAACACUAUUGCAUUGCUAUUCUGCACUCGAUUUGUUUACAUUUAUUUGUACUGUGGUCAGUUAGCAAAAAAAUGCGAAAAUAUCAAGGAAGAUCUAGAGCUCAGAGACAAUGUCGAGCUCAAGAAAUAAAUAUGGAAUUAAAUUCCCAAGAUGUGGAAGAUUCCAAACAAGCGGAUGUUUUCGAAAGGUCAGAAAUUGUUGAUACAACUGCAUUUGUGUCAAAGGAGAAUCAUUGCCCGGAUGAUUUUUUUCCAAAGUCUGGAAAUGAAAAAUUUGACUUUUCUAUGCCAGAAGUUACAGCUAAUGUUCCUAAGACAAACCAGGCUUUCAUGAGAGUAAAGAAUGAAACUGAUUCAUUAAUCACUACUAUCAAAGCACAAGAACAACAGCAAGAUAAUCCUUUAAUUACAUCCAUUCUUAUAAAGGAAGAAAAUGUAGAACCUGAUUUAACUUCACUUUUUCCAAGUACUCAUCAGAACUCUUUAAUCACCCCUAAUACAGAAAGAAUAGUACAUGGUAAUUCUUUAAUCACUUCUAUUAAAACAGAGGAAGAAAAUUCAUUAAUUAGCACCAUUGAAACACACAAAAGGAAAGAAGGUAAUUUUAGGAAAAAAAAGAAAAACAAGUUCAUCGCAUCUUUUCAAACAGAGGAAGAAAACAUGACAGAUGAGCAAACAAAAGAUUUAAUUGUACGUUUCUCGAGAAUGUAUCAGAACAUGCUAAAAGUGUUCUUUGAAAGUAAAGAUGAUUGCCACUUAAUGAAAAGUUUAAGGACUUUUUUACAAGAAAAUGAAGGACUUAACAAUGCUGAAAGCAUAGUGAGAUUUUUUGAAUCCUGUAAAAGAAAACAACACUCAGAUCCACCCGAUUUAGUUUUACAUUCUGCAAAGAUGCAUCAUAAUUCUUGAAGUCUUUUCACUUGAAAUGGGGAAAGAAAAGUAACAGAUUUAAUUUUAAGAUUUUCAAGAAUGCACCAAAACAUAUUAAAAUAUUUUCUGAGAAAAUAAACACAAGCAUUUAUUGAAAUGUUUAAGGAUAUUUUUGCAGAAGGUUUAGUAAGAUUUUUGGAAUCCAGCAAAAGAAUAUGUGGCUAUAAUUCAUUCUUGAUUGAAUCAACAAUAUCUAUUAAAACGGAACCAGUUUACCUGAUUAGAUUAUAAUGAAAGGAACAAUAUUUCAUAUUUCAGGAUGUAUAAAAAAAAUGAUUAAGGAAGAUGUUUAUUUUUAAAUGACAAGGUGACAAAGUGUUUUCUGUUGUGUAUUCAAUACUGGUUAAUAUGAAAAACAGAUUGUUAAUUCCUUUCUAUGUAUAUUUGUAUCAAGUGAUUAUUUUGCUGAAAUACAAUAUUUUAAUUUUUUAAAUCUUAA
Messenger RNA from Stegodyphus dumicola, 1582 nucleotides. RefSeq lists its product as uncharacterized. Lineage: Eukaryota; Metazoa; Arthropoda; Arachnida; Araneae; Eresidae. The record is from RefSeq and is a predicted model, not a curated record.